AUGAUGAAGAAGGGAAACAUUGUACAUCUUCCGGAGGAUUUGGUUGUGGAGAUCACUAGGGUUCCAGCGGUAUCUCUGAGACGAUUGCGAUCAACAUCCAAAGGGUGGAACGCUCUUAUCAAAGAUGGGAGAUUUGCUAAGAAGCACUCGGCUAAUGCUCCUAGGCAGUCUCAGGUUAUAAUGUUGAUGGAUUCUAGGGUUUAUUUAGUGAGUAUCAAUCUCCAUAGAAUUGACAACGACAAGGCUGCUCCAUCUACAAAGGUAACAGGCCAAUUCAGCCUAAAAGAUUCUAAUAACUCUUCAGAAGAAGUUGAUAUACGUAACGUCUUUCACUGCGACGGGUUAUUGCUAUGCACCACCAAGAUCAAUAAUAGAAUGGUGGUUUGGAAUCCAUGUUCAGGUGAAACAAGGUGGAUCCAACCUAGAAAUUCCUACGAGAAAUCAGACUCCUAUGCUCUAGGUUACGAUAAUAGAUCCUCCUCUUACAAAAUCUUGAGGAUGGAUCGGUUUGCUGGUGAUAUAUUUCAAACUGAGUACGAAAUAUUUGACUUCACCUUUAAUUUGUGGCGGUUUGUUGGUGUGACUACCCACUGGUUCAUACCACGCAAGUUCCUAACAGCCAAAACUAAUACUAAGUUGUCUCGGUGGAUGAAUUUCUUAAGCGAUCAUGAGAACAAUGUUUUAGUGUGUUGCGAGAAAUACGGGGUCCCCAAUGACGUAUUCUUACACAUUGUGGGAGAGGAUAAAUACAUACAAGUUCAUUAUAGUGGAGAAUCUAAAUUGACAUUUCAACUCACUUAUUAUGUUCCAAGUUUGGUUCAAAUCCAACAAGGUGUCUAG
Arabidopsis lyrata subsp. lyrata is the source of this 840-nucleotide messenger RNA. Its product is annotated as putative F-box protein At3g21120. Gene Ontology annotation, molecular function: protein binding. The record is from RefSeq and is a predicted model, not a curated record. NCBI's taxonomy places the organism in Eukaryota, Viridiplantae, Streptophyta, Magnoliopsida, Brassicales, Brassicaceae.